This is a messenger RNA of Anarrhichthys ocellatus (wolf-eel), 2443 nucleotides long. RefSeq names its product protein serine kinase H1 (gene pskh1). Gene Ontology annotation, molecular function: ATP binding; protein kinase activity. Gene Ontology annotation, biological process: protein phosphorylation. NCBI's taxonomy places the organism in Eukaryota, Metazoa, Chordata, Actinopteri, Perciformes, Anarhichadidae. The transcript has 3 exons. Bases 693 to 1991 code for a protein of 432 amino acids. The record is from RefSeq and is a predicted model, not a curated record.
CCCCCCCCCCCCCCCCAAUGGAUCCGAGCAUAGUUGAUGAUCUUAUUUUCUCUGAAAGUUCUGCCUGAAUAUUUUUCUCCUAAAGCGACCGCACUUAAAACCUGUUUUAGAGAACCUCUCUCUCUCCCCCACCCCGAUCAAUCUUCUUUUUUUUUGUCCCGUGAGCAUCCCACGCUAGCUGUACUCAGGCAGUUUCCUCUUCAACAUAGUACCAUCUGAGAUGGGGCCCUGGUAGGUUCUUCCAGGGGCUCGAGGGACCCCCCACAACCCCGCCCACACACGCUGCCUGCCGACCGUGCAGCCGGUCUGUCUGUCUGUCUGUCUCUCUCUGUGUGUGUGUGUGUGUGUGUGUGUGGGCGUGCGCGUGCGCGAGAGACCCACCGGCACAGGCCUGUAAAAGAAUACCGCACCAAAAAGCACAACCAGUGAUACGGUACUUGCUGAUGGAGCCGAGGUGCACACCUCGCCGCCAAUAAUAAAUUCAUGAACUCUUGGACUUUUUAAACUGGAUGAUGCCGGCUCAUUUGGGGACUUGAGUGUGUGUAAUCGGCUUUAUUCAUGAGCCCUCUGUCUGAGUGUGGGUACGGCCUGGAUGUUGGAGGCCCUGAGUGUGUUGGAUCGGCUGUUGCGGUGAUGAGGCAGGUCUCCUGGUGGCCUGUGUGGCUGGCUGGGCAGUGGCCCAAGGUGAUGUGAUGGGGUGCAGGAACAGCAAGGUCCUCCCUGAGCCUCCAGGGGAUGUUCAGUUGGACCUGGUCAAAAAGGUCGAUCCUCAGACAGAUAUCUAUAAACACUUCAUACGAGGGGAUGGCACUAGGAGCAAGAUGGGUGGGGCCGGUGGAGGGGGAGGUGACAAGGCUGACUCCACCUCCCCGUUUCAGGCCCAGGCCCAAGCGGCCACUCCCACCGCUUCCACCCAGCCCCCCAAGGACCCGUCCGAUCUGUCGGACCCUCAGCGGAAGAAGGUGGCGAAAUAUCGAGCCAAGUUCGACCCACGGGUCACGGCCAAGUACGACAUCAAGGCCCUGAUCGGCCGCGGGAGUUUCAGCCGGGUCGUCCGCGUGGAGCACAAGAGCACGCGGCAGCCGUACGCCAUCAAGAUGAUCGAGACCCGCUACCGGGAGGGGAGGGAGGUGUGCGAGUCCGAGCUGUGCGUCCUGCGGCGCGUCCGCCACACCAAUAUCAUCCAGCUGAUGGAGGUCUUCGAGACGGCGGAGCGCGUCUACAUGGUGAUGGAGCUGGCCACCGGAGGGGAGCUCUUCGACCGCAUCAUCGCCCGCGGCUCCUUCACCGAGCGGGACGCCACGCGCGUGCUGCAGAUGGUGCUGGACGGCGUCAAGUACCUCCACACUCUGGGGAUCACCCACCGGGACCUGAAGCCGGAGAACCUGCUCUACUACCACCCCGGGUCCGACUCCAAGAUCAUCAUCACCGACUUCGGUCUGGCCAGUAGCAGGAAGAAGGGAGACGAGUGUCUGAUGAAGACCACCUGCGGCACGCCGGAGUACAUCGCCCCCGAGAUCCUGGUGAGGAAGCCCUACACCAACGCUGUGGACAUGUGGGCGCUGGGGGUGAUCUCCUACAUCCUGCUGAGUGGAACCAUGCCCUUCGAGGACGACAACCGCAUGAGGCUCUACCGGCAGAUCCUCAAGGGGAAGUACAGCUUCUCUGGAGAGCCGUGGCCCAGCGUGUCCAACCUGGCCAAAGACUUCGUGGAGCGCAUCCUGACGGUGGACCCCAGCGAGCGGCUCACGGCGGGCCAGGCCAUCAAGCACCCGUGGGUGGUCAGCAUGGCCGCCUCCUCCUCCAUGAAGAACCUGCAGCGCUGCAUCUCUCAGAACCUCCUGAAGCGGGCGUCGUCGCGCUGCCACAGCACCAAGUCAGCGCAGUCCACCCGCUCCAGCCGCUCCACCAAGUCCAACAAGGCCCGGCGGGUGCGAGAGAAGGAGCUGCGCGAACUGAACCGCCGCUAUCAGCAGCAGUACAACGGCUGAAGACGGGGACGGACAGCGAACCUUUGCGAUAGCUUCCACCCUUCGAAGAUGCUGCCAGGUGUUGAGAGGCCAAAGUGGCUUCGAGUCCCAAAUAAUUACCCUAUAAACAAUAAAAAAAAAUGACUUAAAAGACCAAAACAGUUGAGUUUCUGUGGCAGCGUGUGUCCUGAUGAGGACAGACGAGGACACGCCAGUCAUGUUUUGAACUCCCGUGGGUGACAUCAUCUCUCCGUCCGUUCCUGCACCUCUUCUUUUUUUUUUUUUUCCUGGCCGGAUGGUGCCACUUCCACUCCUUUCGCUUUUUGUCCUUCCGACCCCUGUGUCUCUACAUAUUUAUUUAUUAUUGUUGACAUGAUUACGAGUCUCUAUUCAAACGGUCACUGGAUAAUGACCUUCCGCGAGGAUCUGUUGAACAGAGUUCUGGGUACUGAAGUUUCUGAGAACAAUGGGAU